Molecule: messenger RNA, 4044 nt
Organism: Fraxinus pennsylvanica
Lineage: Eukaryota; Viridiplantae; Streptophyta; Magnoliopsida; Lamiales; Oleaceae
Source: the annotation of a GenBank genome assembly
AUGAGCAUUUCGAGUGAAACCCUAGUUACAAAGAGGAAAAGAUUGAUUGGAGAGUUGGUGAAAGGCAAAGAAUUUACAGCCCAGCUUCAAACCCUACUUAAUAACCCACUGAAAAAUAAUGGGUCUGUCUCUGCUGAGGAAUUAGCUGUGAAAAUCCUGAGAUCUUUCACUGAGACUCUUUCAGAGUUAAGUUCAGAUGAAACAUUCCAGAUCGACGGCGGCGAUAGUGGCGCCUCAGUCUGUUCACUUGAGAGUGAGAAGAAGCCGGCGAAGGUCAAGGAUCGAAGGGGUUGUUACAAGAGAAGAAGGACCUCAGAUUCAAGGAAAAUAGUUUCUCCUACAAUGGAUGAUGGGUAUGCAUGGAGGAAAUAUGGACAGAAAAAAAUUCUCAAUUCAGAAUAUCCAAGAUGUUAUUAUAGAUGCACUCACAAGUAUGAAGGAUGCAAAGCUGCAAGACAAGUAGAAACAAUCAAAGAAGAUCCCAUUUUGUAUGAAAUUACGUACUUUGAUCAUCAUACGUGCACUGAUAGAAUGAGGGCUCCACAUAUUGUAGAUUCUGAUCCUGUGGAAUCCCUUAAUCUAGUCAGUUUUGAUUUAAAAAACCCACUCAAUCAAGACCAUCCAUCCUACUCCAUGAUCAACAUUCCUUCGGGAAAAGAACCUAAACAAGACGCGCAAAGUACUGAUAUGUCUGAUGUAAAAUCUUCACUGGAGGAUUCUAACUUGUGGCACAAAAAAGUGCCAAUGGAGAAAAAAUCUUCUGGAUAUGCAUCGGUGUGGGGUCCGAAAACAAGAUCUUGUGAUCAUGAUCAAGAAGUGGUUUCUCGUUUUUAUUCAUGCACAUCAAAUAGUAUGCAUGAGCUAGAUAUGGAGGAGAAUCGCUGCUGGGUUCCCAGCAGCAGCGAAUCGCUGCUGGGGACAGCAGCGAAAUCCAGCUGCUGGGAACCCAACAGCAGCGAUUUCGCUGCCGGGAAAGAGCUUUCCCAGCAGCGAUUUCGCUGCGUUUAUAUGUGGUUGGAUUUGGCGGUGAUGGAGGUGUUACUGUGGUACCGGAAUUUCCCGAAGAGAUUUGAUCGGGCCGUGCCUGGAAAGAUGCUGAAAUUCCUGAAAGGUGUGGUGGGCGGAUCGGGUGCGGGCCUCAAAGAUCUGCCAUACAACAUCGGCGAGCCUUACUCUUCUGCUUGGGGCUCCUGGGUUCACUGCCGUGGCACCUCCAAGGACGAUGGGACUCCUGUAUCAAUAUUUUCUCUUUCAGGAAGCAAUGCAAAUGAUGGUCAUUUAGCUGCUGGUCGCAAUGGUGUCAAGCGCCUUCGAACAGUUAGGCAUCCGAAUAUUUUGUCGUUUCUUUACAGUACCGAGGCAGAAACUUUUGAUGGUUCAAAUACAAAGGUUACAAUCUACAUUGUCACAGAGCCCGUUAUGCCUCUGUCUGAAAAGAUCAAGGAAUUGGGAUUAGAAGGCAGCCAAAGGGAUGAGUAUUAUGCAUGGGGACUGCACCGGAUAGCUAAAGCUGUGAGCUUCCUAAAUAAUGAUUGUAAAUUGGGAUUUGAUCGGGCCCGGCCUGGAAAGAUGCUGAAAUUCCUGAAAGGUGUGGUGGGCGGAUCGGGAGCGGGUCUCAAAGAUCUGCCGUAUAACAUCGGCGAGCCUUACUCCUCUGCUUGGGGCUCCUGGGUUCACUGCCGUGGCACCUCCAAGGACGAUGAGACUCCUGUAUCAAUAUUUUCUCUUUCGGGAAGCAAUGCAAAUGAUGGUCAUUUAGCUGCCGGUCGCAAUGGUGUCAAGCGCCUUCGAACAGUUAGGCAUCCAAAUAUCUUGUCGUUUCUUUACAGUACCGAGGCAGAAAUUUUAGAUGGUUCGAAUACAAAGGUUACAAUCUACAUUGUUACAGAGCCUGUUAUGCCCCUGUCUGAAAAGAUCAAGGAAUUGGGAUUAGAAGGCAGCCAAAGGGAUGAGUUUUAUGCAUGGGGACUGCAUCGGAUAGCUAAAGCUGUGAGCUUCCUAAAUAAUGAUUGUAAAUUGAUUCAUGGUAAUGUUUGUAUGGCUAGUGUUGUUGUCACUCAAACUUUGGACUGGAAAUUACAUGCAUUUGAUGUUCUGUCCGAGUUUGAUGGGAAUAAUGAAGCUUCAGCUGGACCAAUGCUGCAAUAUGAAUGGCUUAUUGGUUCACAAUACAAGCCAAUGGAGUUGUCAAAAUCUGACUGGACAGCUAUCAGAAAAUCUCCACCUUGGGCUAUUGAUUCUUGGGGUCUGGGCUGUCUUAUUUAUGAACUCUUCUCUGGUAUGAAGUUGAGCAAAACUGAGGAGCUACGCAAUACUGCUAGCAUUCCAAAGUCUCUGCUUCCAGAUUAUCAGCGUCUCUUGAGUUCUGUGCCUUCUCGCAGGUUGAAUUCAUCAAAGCUUCUGGAAAAUAGCGAAUAUUUUCAAAAUAAGUUGGUGGAGACUAUACACUUUAUGGAAAUUCUUAAUUUGAAAGACAGCGUUGAAAAGGAUACUUUUUUCCGUAAGCUUCCGAAUCUUGCCGAGCAGCUUCCUCGCCAAAUAGUGCUGAAAAAGUUGCUUCCAUUAUUAGCAUCCGCCUUAGAAUUUGGUUCAGCUGCUGCACCUGCUUUGACAGCAUUGUUGAAAAUGGGAUCUUGGCUUUCAACAGAAGAUUUUAGUCUCAAGGUAUUACCAACAAUUGUCAAACUCUUUGCAUCGAAUGAUCGUGCCAUUCGAGUUGGUCUUCUGCAGCAUAUUGAUCAAUUUGGCGAGUCGUUAUCCUCGCAAGUUGUUGAUGAACAAGUUUACCCUCAUGUUGCUACUGGGUUUUCCGACACAUCUGCUUUUCUACGGGAAUUGACACUCAAAUCCAUGCUCGUUCUUGCACCUAAGUUGUCUCAGCGCACCAUAUCAGGGUCAUUACUGAAAUUCCUUUCAAAACUACAGGUUGAUGAAGAACCUGCAAUUAGAACAAAUACUACUAUACUGCUCGGAAAUAUUGCAAACUACCUUAACGAUGGGAUGAGGAAAAGAGUUCUGAUAAAUGCAUUUACAGUUCGAGCUUUGCGUGAUACAUUCUCUCCUGCCCGAGGAGCAGGUAUUAUGGCUUUAUGUGCCACUAGUUCUUACUAUGACGUCACUGAGAUUGCAACUCGAAUUUUACCAAAUGUUGUUGUACUCACCAUCGAUCCCGACAGUGACGUUCGAUCAAAGGCAUGCCAAGCUGUUGACCAGUUUUUACAAAUAGUGAAACAAUACCAUGAGAAGACAAGCACAGGGGAUGCUACGGGCACCUCAAGCACUGGAAUUACAUCAAUACCUGGAAACGCAAGUUUACUUGGAUGGGCCAUGAGCUCUUUGACUAUAAAAGGUGGCAAACCUUCUGAGCCAAGUGUUCUUGCUUCAUCGAGUGCAAGUGCACCUAUAAUUGCUUCUUCCAUCUCCAAUGCCAGCUCCGAGUUGGAUGGUGCACAUGUACCGGCAGUCCAUGUAAAUUCCCAGACAGAUUUAACUGAUCAACCUGCACCUGUGUCCCCUACCUCAUCAACUGAUGGAUGGGGAGAGCUUGAAAAUGGCAUUCAUGUAGAUGAUGAAGUUGAAAAGGAUGGUUGGGAUGACAUUGAGCCACUAGAUUCGUCAAAACCGCCUUCAGCUCUUGCAAAUAUCGAAGCGGCCCAAAAGCGGCCCGUCUCACAGCCAAAACCACAAGUUACGAGUUCAAGACCAAAAAGCACAUUAAGGACGAGUAAGGAUGAUGACAAUAACUUGUGGGGUUCAACAGCCAACCCUGCUUCAAAAGCCGCGUCAAAACCUUCAAACUCAAAAACGAGCAUAGCUGCUGAUGAUGACCCUUGGGGUGCUAUCUCUGCCCCAGUUCCGAAAUCAUCAUCAAAGCCUAUGAAUCUGAAAUCUAGUGGAUCAGCUGAUGACGACCUAUGGGCUUCAAUUGCAGCACCUCCACCUACUACAGGAUCGAAGCCCUUGUCUGGGCGAAGCAGAGGUUCUAAACCUGCUGCUCCAAAACUGGGUGCUCAAAGGGUGAACAGAACAUCAUCUGGGAUGUAA